Molecule: messenger RNA, 1230 nt
Organism: Racocetra persica
Lineage: Eukaryota; Fungi; Glomeromycota; Glomeromycetes; Diversisporales; Gigasporaceae
Source: the annotation of a GenBank genome assembly
AUGUCCACAUUAAUAGAAAAUUACUUCGACCCUUCUGAACGUAUCGGUAAAUUCAUCGAUAAUGGCCGUUUAGAGAUAACUAAUAUCCUGGGCAUAGGAGCGUACGGUGUGGUUUACUCUGCAAGACAUGUCAAUCAACGCGUUUACGCUAUAAAAUGUAUGCCAAAGGUUAAUAUAGAUACUCGACAACAAAGGUUACAUGCGACUGAGGUUAACCUUCAUGCUCAGGUUUCUGGUCAUCCAAAUAUCAUAAGAUUGGAAAACGUUAUUGAUACUGAUGAUUCUUUGAACGUUGUUCUUGAAUAUUGUCCUGAAGGUGAUCUAUUCUCAAUGAUUACCGAAAAAGGUGGUUACCUUGGAAAUGACAAUCUUAUCAAACAAGUUUUCGUGCAAAUUUUGGAUGCCGUUCAAUUUGCUCAUUAUAAUGGUAUCUAUCAUCGUGAUCUAAAACCUGAAAACAUCCUUGUUUUUGAUUCUGGAAGAACCGUCAAACUUGCCGAUUUUGGUUUGGCUACUACUGACACCUGGUCAAAAGAUUUCGGUUGUGGGUCUACCUUUUAUAUGAGUCCUGAAUGUCAAGGUGGUCUUCAUAAACAAGUACGAGGUUAUGCGACUGCUCCAAAUGAUAUUUGGUCUUUAGGUGUUAUUCUAAUUAAUAUCACUUGUGGUCGUAAUCCAUGGAAACAAGCUUGUCUUCGUGAUGAAACCUUUUCCAUGUAUCUUCAAGACCGUGAUUUUUUAAAGACUAUACUUCCACUUUCAGAUGAAUUAAACGAAAUUUUAAAAGACAUUUUUAAUCCUAACCCUGAAAAGCGUAUAACGUUAAAAGAGCUCAAAGAACGUGUGUUGGCUUGUGAAAAGUUUACUAUAUCUGAAGAUGAUGUAAAGUCCACUCAAGAAGUUGAGGAGUUUAUUGACAUUUGUGAUAUGCCGAUAUCAACAGUUGCUCCACGUGAGAUACAUAACUAUUCAUCCUCGAGUUCGUCUGCUACUGCGUGUUCGUGGUAUUCGAUGAAUAGUGAGAUGGAUUUUUCUACUCCUCCAUCAGAAUUUUUAGUAGAUUAUGACCGUUGUUUCUCCUCUUCAACGGGUUCUUCGUCGUCUUUGUCUACAUUGGCAACUAGUCAACCUGACUUAAUUAAAUGUUUUAAUGAUGAAUUGGGAAUCAGUUUGAAAUGCGGUGACCUUAUAAUGGAAGAUCAUAUCCUUCAGACUGAUUGCAUAUUUUAA